This is a messenger RNA of Nomia melanderi (Alkali bee), 1992 nucleotides long. It is a transcript of the gene shams, whose product is annotated as glucoside xylosyltransferase 1 shams. Gene Ontology annotation, biological process: protein O-linked glycosylation via N-acetylgalactosamine. Gene Ontology annotation, molecular function: UDP-xylosyltransferase activity. NCBI's taxonomy places the organism in Eukaryota, Metazoa, Arthropoda, Insecta, Hymenoptera, Halictidae. The record is from RefSeq and is a predicted model, not a curated record.
UUAAAAUGUACGUGGGUGUCAAAAACAGGUUCUGUUGUCAAGAUGGAACACAUCAAUCGAUGUUUUCGAAAGUGGAAGAGUCCGGACGAUUCUACGAUCAAAAUAUUCUACUAAAUUGUAAUUACAAACGAUUUGUUUACCUUCUAAACAAAUAAAACGUUGUUGUUUAUCAUUCUCGAAUGAUAUUUAUACACACAACCCGGACGAUAUUAUCCUCCACCUGUUAUCAAUAUUUCCGUACCGUGGUUAGGUUAUAAUGUGAAUUUGAAACGAUCAGAGAAAACGUCAAAAUGCGAAAUUCUUUCACGGUUUUAUCCACCGAUUGUCUAUCAACAAAAAUUCGGUGGAGGAUGUGAAAUUUCAAGAGUACUACAAUGAAAUCCGUGUACAAAUUGUUUUUCCUGUGCCUUAUCUUCGUUGCCCUGAUAAUACUGCUCAAUUUGACUAAUUUUUCGAAUAAAAUCUACGAUGGACAGACCAAAGAGGCUGCCGUUGUUUCAACCACUGCCAAAAAAGCAGCAUCAUCUCUUGCAACAGUGGAAGUGACAAUAUGUGUUGUAGUUUGUGGAGACAGAUUGGAUGAAGCGCUGACAAUGCUAAAAUCAGCUCUGGUUUUCACAAGCAGACAUCUGCAGUUCAUUGUUUUAGCUGAGAACAAACUAAUCCCUGCAUUCAAUGAGAAACUAGCUGAAUGGAAACAAUUAUUGAACAAAACUUUCAAUUAUACGGUGAAACCGAUUACUUUUCCCAAAGGAAGCGAUGCAGCUAUGUGGAAGAAACUAUUCAAACCUUGCGCAGCUCAAAGAUUGUUUCUACCAUUAGUUUUAAAUGACACGGAUGCUGUUCUCUAUGUCGACACAGAUACGUUAUUUUUGGCUCCACCAGAAAAGAUCUGGGACGAAUUUAAAAAGAUGAAUUCGAGUCAGUUGGCAGCUUUGAGCCCGGAGCAUGAAGAUCCUAACACAGGAUGGUACAACAGAUUCGCGAAACAUCCGUAUUAUGGAAAAUUAGGUGUAAACUCGGGAGUGAUGUUAAUGAAUUUGACAAGGAUGCGAGAGUUUAGAUGGAUAGAUUAUGUAAUACCUAUCCAUAAGGAAUACAAACUGAAGAUAACAUGGGGAGAUCAAGAUAUAAUUAAUAUUAUAUUUCAUUACCAUCCAGAGAAACUUUACGUGUACUCUUGCAGAUACAAUUACAGGCCAGAUCACUGCAUGUACAUGCCUGUUUGUACCAAGGCAGAAAAGGAAGGAGCUCUGGUAUUACACGGAUCUAGAGGAACAUUUCAUUCGCAAAAGCAACCACCGUUUAAAGCUAUUUAUAAAGCUAUGCAAGAGUACCAACUGAACACAGACCCGUACGAUUAUUUAUUGAUGCCAAUGCAAAACUACUUAGCUUUGGAACACAGGUCAAACUGUGGCAAAGUAUGGAAAGUAUUUAUUAUACAACCGGAACUACAUUUAAGACAACAGUAAUACUUAAAUGUCUUCAUCGAUAAGAGCAAUAAUGCGUAGAACAUAGCCAUUCCGAAUGAAUAUUUCUAUCAUUACCAUCUAAGCAUUUCUGAAUUCCAUGGCAAUAUUUAACAUAGUAACGAGUAAUAUAAACGAAGACAAUUUAGGAUAAACAGUUCUACACAUUAAUGUAAAUCCACUCAACAGACUGACCGUAUUCAAUAGUGCAUUCUCAUUUUAUUUGUUAACAAGUGCGCUGUGAUUGUUAUUGUUUAACAUAUGUAAUGCGUCCCAUAUGCCAUUACACUUUUUAUCUAAGAUCUUCUGACAAUACUCGUCCGAUAGAUUUAGAAUAUCGAAUCUCGAAGUCUUCUUAUACUUAGCAAGUAUUAUUCUAUACAAUUUAGAUUACUUUUUGAACAUAUUUACCGUUGUUACGCGAAACACGAUGUUCGGAAUCUCAACAAAAUUGUAUAUAAAUUUUAUUUGCACUUUGUACGCUAAACGUUUUAUAUGGGGUUGGGUAUAUAACUCAUGGUAC